This is a messenger RNA of Armigeres subalbatus, 899 nucleotides long. It is a transcript of the gene SdhD, whose product is annotated as succinate dehydrogenase [ubiquinone] cytochrome b small subunit, mitochondrial. NCBI's taxonomy places the organism in Eukaryota, Metazoa, Arthropoda, Insecta, Diptera, Culicidae. Gene Ontology annotation, biological process: mitochondrial electron transport, succinate to ubiquinone; tricarboxylic acid cycle. The transcript has 3 exons. The coding region runs from base 129 to 662 and encodes 177 amino acids. Gene Ontology annotation, molecular function: ubiquinone binding; heme binding; succinate dehydrogenase (quinone) activity. The record is from RefSeq and is a predicted model, not a curated record. Gene Ontology annotation, cellular component: mitochondrial envelope; membrane.
ACCAGGUCGUCGCCGCUCGCAGUGUUUUGCAUUCUUUGCAUCACGCACGAGAACGAAUGUUGUAGAGUGAUUGUGUGAAUUAUUUUUCCGAAUUCUUGCUCCGAACCUAAAGCAAUUUGUCACCAAAAAUGGCUCUCCACUUUGUACUGCGAUCCUCGUGCAGAAACUCUGCUCCAGUCUUCGUCUCGUUGCUCAAUGCAGGCAAGGUGCCCGCCGUGAGCCGUUCGCUGACGUCUGCCUCCAAAUCGCUCCUACUGCCCAAGCCUGCCCCAUCGCUUGCCCUCGCCAGUCUGAGACAGUUCAGCGCCAGUCCCGUUCGCCGGGCUGCCGCCACCGGAAAUCACGUCACUCUGUGGAAUGCUGAGCGGGCGCUAUCCGUGGCACUGCUCGGCAUCUUGCCGGUGGGUUUGCUGUUUCCUUCGCAAGCCGGUGACGCACUGAUGGCCGUCAGCAUUGUUAUGCAUCAGUAUUGGGGCCUUGAAGCCAUCGUAACCGACUACGUACGGCCAAUUCUGUUUGGUGCGACCGUUCCGAAGGUUUGUCACGGAUUGCUGCUGCUCGUUUCCGCUGCCACCCUAGGAGGACUGUUCUACUUCAUCCACAAUGACAUCGGCAUUGCCAACACAAUCCGCAAGAUUUGGUCCACGAAGCCGAAAGCCUAAAUCGUCAUCUGAUAGUAUGCACGGAGUUGAAAGAAGUUGAUCCAGAAGAAGAAGAGACAGAUAGCGCCCAUUGUGCCGGACGCAACGAUUUACUUUUCAGGGACAUUUCGGAUAAUUUGAUACAACAGCAAUGUAUGGAGAAAGAAACGAGAUCCAGAUCUAGAAACACAUUUGCAUAACAAAGUUAUUUAUAAUUUCAUCUCGGAAGAUCUUAUAAAGUGCUUACGGGAAAACUGA